AUGGACCCCAAACUAGCCAUAGUCCAUGGCCCCAAAGAGCCUGCCUUAUGGUCAAAAACACUCGGCAAUUUUAUCGACGAGCAAGCUACUUCAUUUGGCGAGCAACCAUGUGUCAUUUUUCCAUGGCAAUCUGUCCGGCUUUCAUACAGCCAGCUAGCCGACCACAGCAAGGUGCUUGCCAAAGCCAUGCUUGAAAUGGGUCUUCGGCAUGGAGACUGUAUCGGCAUCAUGGCUGGUAAUUGCUACCAAUACAUCGAGGUAUUCCUGGGCGGUGCCCGAAUUGGGUGCCCCGUUGUGGUUUUGAAUAAUACAUACACACAUAGUGAGCUGCAGAAUGCAGUGCGCAGAAGUGCGUGCAAGCUUGUCUUUAUAGCCUCUUCUAUUGGCACUCGGGAUUUAUCUGGCCAUAUCAAAGCUCUGAGAGGAGAUUCCUCUUUGAACUCGGCGCUACCAGAACUACGGCGAGUAGUGUACCUUGGAAAUGGCGCCCCCGAACAAGGUGGUGUUGAGAUACAGUCCUAUAAUACUUUCACAUCCAACGGGCAUUCGGUGUUUAUGAAUGAUCACGUCCUUAAACGAGCGGAGAUUCGAGUCGUCCCUGAGGAUGUGCUCAACUUACAAUUCACUUCUGGCACAACCGGUUCCCCUAAAGCAGCCAUGUUGACACACAACAACCUCAUCAACGAUGCCCGCUUCGUUGGCGACGCCAUGGCACUCACCUCCGAGGAUGUGAUAUGCUGCCCACCCCCUCUCUUCCACUGUUUCGGCCUGGUACUUGGCUUCCUGGCAUCCUUCACCCACGGCAGCUCCAUCGUCUUCCCAUCCGACUUCUUCGACGCAAGACUCGUCGUCGACGCCAUGGUCAAAGAAGACGCCACGGUCCUCCUGGGCGUUCCAACAAUGUACGUCUCGGAACUAGAAGUCAUCGCGAAAACGGGCCAACGACCCCGCCGACUACGCACCGGUCUAGCAUCCGGAUCAGCCGUAUCGCAGGGGCUGAUGAAUCAACUGCGUGCAAAAAUGGGCGUUGAGAAAAUGCUUAUCGCGUAUGGAAUGACCGAAACGAGUCCUGUGACGUUUAUCACUGCGCUGAGUGAUUCGGAUGAGAAGGGGACUAUGACUGUGGGGCGGGUUGUGCCGCAUACGGCGGCGAAAGUUAUUGGGAAGGAUGGGAAGAUUUUGAGGAGGGGGGAGAGGGGGGAGCUAUGUACUAGUGGAUUUGCGUUACAGAAGGGGUACUUGGGGAACGAGGAGAAGACUAGGGAGGUUAUGAGGAGGGGUGAGGACGGUGUGUUGUGGAUGCAUACUGGGGAUGAAGCGUUAUUGGAUGAGGAUGGGUAUGCGCAAAUUACGGGGCGGCUCAAGGAUAUGAUUAUUCGAGGGGGAGAGAACAUCUUUCCAAGGGAAAUUGAGGAGCGCAUCAUGGUGCAUGCAGCCAUUAGCGAAGCGAGUGUCGUGGGCAUCAGAGAUGAGCGCUACGGUGAAGUGGUCGGAUGCUUCCUCAAAGGAGUGGAAGGAUCUCCUAGGAUCUCUGACUUGGAGGUGAAGCAAUGGGUCGGGCAACAGAUGGGUCGGCACAAGACGCCGCAGCAUAUAUUUUGGAUCGGUGCUACAGGGGUGGGCGAUGAUUUCCCAAAGACGGGAAGUGGAAAGCACCAGAAGCAUAUUCUUCGGGAUAUUGGAAAUAGGCUGGUUGGUCAAAAGACAGUCAAGGCUAAGCUAUAG
Penicillium brasilianum is the source of this 1725-nucleotide messenger RNA. Lineage: Eukaryota; Fungi; Ascomycota; Eurotiomycetes; Eurotiales; Aspergillaceae. The record is from the annotation of a GenBank genome assembly.